AUGGAGUGCGGCAACUACCGGGGCAUCUCUCUCGUCGCACACGCCGGCAAGGUGCUGCUUAAGGUCGUCGCUACACGACUGAGCCACUACUGCGAGCGAGAGGGCAUCCUCCCGAAGGAGCAGAGCGGUUUCCGCCCACACCGAUCGACGCUCGACAUGCUGUUCGCCAUCCAGCGGCUCCAUGAGCUCGCGAGGAAGAAGAGUACUGCGGUGUUCGCGUGCUUCGUCGACCUCACCAAGGCAUACGAUUCGGUGGACCAAGACCUACUGUGGGACGUGCUCCGACGCUUCGGCGUUCCCCCGAAGAUGCUGGCGGUCAUUCGCCACUUCCACGAGGGCAUGAGGGCGCGCGGAUGCAACCUGGCCCCGCUGCUGUUCAACUUGUUCUUUGCCGCGAUGCUCAUGGUCGCCAUGGCCGAGUUCGACAAGGACCGCAAGGUGAUGGCGGACAUGGUCAAGAUCGGGACACAAGUGGAGUACACGGGCAAGAAGGGCAGGUCGGCGGGGAAGAAGACGACGGUAGUGACGGACGCGGACGCCCUGUGGGCCGUGCUCUACGCUGACGACGCAGCCAUCCUCUCGCGCUCGCCGGAGAGUCUCAAGAAGAUGAUCUCGGUCAUCGUGCACGUGGCCGGCCUGUUCGGACUGAUGGUAUCGGAGCCAAAGACGGAGAUCAUGUGCAUGCUGCCGAAAGGGAUCGAGGAACGCCCGUUCACGGUCAGCGCCGCCGGCCAGACGUACAAGCAGACAGAUCGGUUUGUGUACCUCGGACGUACCAUCUCCGCGGACGGGAAGGCCGACCGGGAGAUCACGAGCCGCAGCUGCCGAGCGUGGAAGUGCUACCGCCGGAACAGUGCUUCGAUGUACGACAGGCGACGGGCCGACCGCCUGCUCAACAUCCGGCUACUCCAGGCUGAAGUGGUGGACCGCCUGCUCAAGAUCCGGCUACUCCAGGCUGAAGUGGUGGAGCCUCUCCUGUAUGGGUGCGCCUCGUGGAGCCUAACAGCGGAGCACUACACGAAGCUCAAUGGGACCCACCGCCAGUUCCUUACACGGUGCAUCGGCUGGAGCAAGCGGAAAUGCUCAGACCGCCCCCUGUCCUAUGCCCAGGCCCUCAUCCAGGCAGGCUGCGAGGAAACCAUCGAGGCCACCGUGCGCAAACGGAGACUGUGUUUCGCGGGCUUUGUUAUGCGCAUGGAGGACAACCGCCUCCCCAAGCGCAUGCUGUUAGGAGCGAUGGCGGGGGGCGUGGGAUACCGGGGCGGGCAGGAGAGCGACUGGGUGUCUCGUCUAGGAGAGGACCUCGUGGCCUUCGCAUGGGAGACGAAAAGGAAGGGGGGAAAUGGAAAGAGAGCGCCAAGGACUCGGAGGUGUGGUACAACAAGGUCGAGGACGGGGCAACAUGGUUCAUGAGGAAACGGCACAGGCAGGAG
Molecule: messenger RNA, 1433 nt
Organism: Ectocarpus sp. CCAP 1310/34
Lineage: Eukaryota; Phaeophyceae; Ectocarpales; Ectocarpaceae
Source: the annotation of a GenBank genome assembly